UAUUGCUGUCAUGGUUCUUUCUCAAUUUUCUGAUUCAGUUUUGUUUUCUUUACUGCGUUGUUGGACUCAAUAUGUUGUGUUAAUUUAGAGUUGAAAAGAAAUCAAUACUGUAUAUUCAUUUAGCGACAGCGAUAUCACUAAAAUAUACAAAACCUGUAGCGCGUGAACGUGUUCUUACUUAUAUUUGCAUAUUCAAGCUACAAAAAUGGGAAAAGGUUUUAAUAAUUACAUGUGUAAAAAGUUUUUCCAUCCCGCUUCGAGGGAUAACUUAAAGCGAGUAUGGAUGGCUGAACAAAAAACAGAUGCGUACAAGAAAAAACAAGAGGAAUUAAAAGUACAAUAUGAAAGAGAACAGGAACUACAUGAAAACAAGGCUUUGUUGAGCAAAGAAAGUAAAGACAAACUAAGUCUCAACUUUAUGUACGAGCCACCCCCAGGUGUCAAGAAGGAGCGUGAAAGAGAAGACAACGAGCCAGAGUACAAGUUUGAGUGGCAGCGGAAGUACAAUGCACCUAGGGAAAGUUACUGCAAGGGCGACAAUGAAAUCAGAGAUCAGCCAUUUGGCAUUUUGGUGAGGAAUGUGCGAUGUAUCAAGUGCCACAAAUGGGGUCACAUUAAUACAGACAAAGAAUGUUCCAUGUACUCCCUAUCAAUGAGUGAGGCCCGUGCACUUCAGGCUUCCACAUCCGCCCCUGAAGAGGAGGAGGAAAAGCCUGAUGUCCCGACCUUGAUGCAACACAUGAGAGACUCUGGGCUUGUCAUGAAACCUGGAGCACUGCCUCUUGCUGCCACCAGAAUCGAGGACAAUGAAGGUGGCGCUAAUCUAACUGAAAUGGACCUGAUAAGUCAGUUGACUAAGAAGCAAAAGAAGAAAUUGUUGAAGAAGCUGGAAAAACUUGAGGAGAAAAAACACAAAAAAUCUAAGAAGGACAAGAAACACAAAAGGAAGUCAAGGGACAGAGAUUGAAUUUUUUAUUCUUUAGAAUAUAAUUGUGUAUAUUUUUUAACUUUUAAGAUUUCUGGGCCCCUAAAUAAUUUAUAAUUCUUUUCAAGCUGGGGGCAUUUCAUGUCUCUAAAUGUUUUUUUUUAUUAUGUUCAUAAAAAGGCCCAUAAGGAAGUUAACUGUGUUAAAUAAGUAUUGCAAGUACAUCAUUGUAAACAUCGCUUGUUUCACUUUGUGUUAUAACUUGAAUUUAAGCUAUUUACUGAAUAAAGAAAUUUAAUAUGCACCUAA
This is a messenger RNA of Leguminivora glycinivorella, 1234 nucleotides long. RefSeq names its product corepressor interacting with RBPJ 1. The coding region runs from base 206 to 967 and encodes 253 amino acids. The transcript is spliced from 5 exons. Gene Ontology annotation, biological process: negative regulation of DNA-templated transcription. Gene Ontology annotation, molecular function: transcription corepressor activity. Lineage: Eukaryota; Metazoa; Arthropoda; Insecta; Lepidoptera; Tortricidae. Gene Ontology annotation, cellular component: nucleus. The record is from RefSeq and is a predicted model, not a curated record.